This is a messenger RNA of Aspergillus brunneoviolaceus CBS 621.78, 339 nucleotides long. Its product is annotated as 60S ribosomal protein eL43. Gene Ontology annotation, cellular component: ribosome. The transcript has 4 exons. Gene Ontology annotation, molecular function: structural constituent of ribosome. Gene Ontology annotation, biological process: translation. The record is from RefSeq and is a predicted model, not a curated record. Lineage: Eukaryota; Fungi; Ascomycota; Eurotiomycetes; Eurotiales; Aspergillaceae. Bases 39 to 317 code for a protein of 92 amino acids.
GUAUCCAUCUUCGACCUCAACAGCCGGAUCCAGCCAAGAUGACGAAGCGCACUAAGAAGGUCGGCAUCACCGGUAAAUAUGGUACCAGAUACGGUGCCUCCCUGCGUAAGCAGGUGAAGAAGAUGGAAGUGUCCCAGCACGCCCGUUACAUCUGCACCUUCUGCGGAAAGAACACCGUCAAGCGCCAGGCUGUUGGUAUCUGGGAGUGCAAGGGCUGCAAGAAGACCGUUGCCGGUGGUGCCUACACCGUCUCUACCCCCGCCGCCGCUGCCACCCGCUCCACCAUCCGCCGUCUCAGAGAAAUCGCGGAGGUCUAAAUGUGAUGAUGGGAUUUCCUUU